This is a messenger RNA of Dictyostelium discoideum AX4, 2520 nucleotides long. RefSeq names its product ABC transporter A family protein (gene abcA7). Gene Ontology annotation, cellular component: membrane. Bases 1 to 2520 code for a protein of 839 amino acids. The record is from RefSeq and is a predicted model, not a curated record. The transcript has 6 exons. Lineage: Eukaryota; Evosea; Eumycetozoa; Dictyosteliales; Dictyosteliaceae. Gene Ontology annotation, molecular function: ATP binding; ATP hydrolysis activity; ABC-type transporter activity. Gene Ontology annotation, biological process: sorocarp development; transmembrane transport.
AUGAAAUAUAAUGCAAACACCUCUAACCAAUUUAGGGCUAUGUUUUUUAAAAAUGCAACAUUUUUAAAAAGACAAAAAUGUUCUUUAGGUGUUCAAAUUGCUAUUCCAAUGGCAUUAGUAAUUGUUUUAGUUAUUCUUAAACUUUGGAUUGAAAGUCAAAUUGAAAACAAUAGUGGUCCAGUAGGUGAUAGUAGUGGUGAUGAUAUUAUGGGUUCAUAUAUUAGUUAUAAAUUUGAUUAUAUGCAAGGUUGGUUUUAUACUAUAAAUCCAAAUAAUAUAACUAAUAUUGGUUAUAAAGAUGGUUAUGGAAAUGGAACAGGUUUGUUGGGAGGUAUUAAUCAAUAUGAAAUAUAUUGGAAUGGUAGUGAUCUUUGGGUACCAUAUACAGUUGCAGUAGAAUCAGGUCAAAAAAUGAAUGAUAUGGUUUUAGCUCAAAAACAACAACUUGGUCAAAGUUCAAUGGGUCCACUUACAUUCCCAAUUGCAGGUAUUCAAUUCAACGAAUUCAACCCACAAAAUAAUUUAAUUGAUCUUACAAUAACAUGUGAACAACAAAUUAGAUAUGCCUAUAACAAUUUUGAAAAUAAUUUAAUUUAUGUUUUAUCUCAAAUUCAAACAUCAUUCAUUAAUUACCUUUUAAAUGGAAAUGGAGUUGUAGUUAAAACUCAAAUUAGCACGUUACCAUAUAUUUAUAAAAGUCAACAAUUUGAUAUUGCUUCACUUUUAGGUGGUUCAUUCUUUCCAUUUGCUCUAUCUUUUGUUUUACCAUUAUUUAUGUAUUCAAUUGUUUAUGAAAAACAAGAAAAAUUAAGAGAUUUAUCAUUAAUGAUGGGAUUAAAAAUGAGAAAUUAUUGGAUUAUGACAUUUAUUUUUAACUUUUUAACAUAUGUUGUAAUUGUAUCUGUUAUAAGUUUAAUUUGUUCAGCUGCAAAAGUAUCAUUAUUUGUUAAAGGAUCACCAUUCGCUUUAUUUUUAUUAUUAUUUUUGUGGGGUUUAUCAAUGGUUUCAUUUGCAUUCUUUUUAUCAACAUUUUUUAAAAGAACUCGUGCCGCUUCAAUUUUUGGUUACUUUUUUGUAAUGGUUAUGGUUAAUUUAAAUUCAACUUUAUCACUCUUUAAUACUUCAGUACCUGUAUUUUAUUAUUGGGUACCAAUUUUAGCAUUUAGUAGAGGUAUUUCAACUUUAUGUGGUUUAUGUGGUAAUGGAUUAUGUCCACCAUUAUCACAAUAUACAUGGGAUUUUGAACUAUCAAGAAUUCUUUUUUGGUUAUUCAUUGAUACAAUUGUAUAUUUAACUUUAGCAGUUUAUUUAGAUAAAGUUUUACCUCGUGAAUUUGGUGUACCAAGUCAUCCAUUAUUUUUUAUUAAAGAUUUAAAGGAAUUAUUCUCAAAAAAAGGAAAGUAUAGAAAAUUACGUGAUGGUGAUGGAAUUAAUGAAAAAACAAAAUUAAUUAAUGAAUAUACUAUUGAUGGUAUUAAUAAUGAUGAUGAUGAUGAUGGAUUAAUGGAUGAAGAUGUAAAGAAAGAAAGGGAUAUGAUUGUAAAAGGUGAAUAUAAUCCAGAGGAAAUGACAUUAAUAGUUCAAGGUUUAAGAAAACAAUUUCCAGGUAGACCAAAACCAGCGUUAAGUAAUCUUUAUUUAUCCGUUAAAAAAGGUGAAGUACUUGGUUACUUGGGUCCAAACGGUGCUGGUAAAACAACAUCAAUUAGUAUUCUCACUGGUCUUUAUACACCAACAUCUGGUACUGCCCAUAUUGCAGGUUUAGAUAUUCGUUAUGAUAUGGAUAAAAUUCAUCAAGUAAUUGGUGUAGUAAUGCAAUUCGAUGUCUUAUGGGAAGAUCUCACCUGUGAAGAAACCAUUCUUUAUUAUACUCGUCUAAAAGGUACACCAAAAUCAAUCGAAUUUGAAUCUACUCAUAAUAUUUUAAAAGAAGUUAAUUUAUUAGAUGUUAAAGAUAGAUUUGUAAAAGAAUUAAGUGGUGGUAUGAAAAGAAGAUUAUCAUUCGCUAUCGCUAUGACUGGUGAAUCUUCAAUUAUUUUCCUUGAUGAACCAACCACUGGACUAUCAAUUGAAACUAGAAAAGAUUUAUGGGGUACAAUUAAUGAAUUAAAAAAGAAUAGAUCAAUUAUCCUUACUACUCAUUCUAUGCAAGAGGCUGAUAUUUUAAGUGACCGUAUUGCAAUAGUUUCACAAGGUAAAUUACAAUGUAUUGGUACUCAAACUCAUUUAAAACAAAAGUUUGGUGAUGGGUAUAGUGUUAGAAUUGAUAUUCAAGAGGAUUAUCAAAAUACUCAUAAUCCAACAGAUUUAAUUAAAAGUUUUUCGCCAAGCGCAACACUCUCUGAAACAUUUAAUGGAAGUUAUGUUUAUCGUUUACCAAAGGAUUCAAUCAUUUCAGAUCUUUACGAAUAUUUAGUUUUAAAUAAAGAACAAUAUCAUUUACAGGAAUGGAGUUUAAGUCAAACAAGUUUAGAAGAUGUUUUCCUUAAAAUUUCUGCGAAUGAUGAUACUGUAAAUUAA